AUGCGGACCGCCAGACGACCAGACGAAAAUGACGUCGUUAUUGUGAUGGUGAUGGAGAGAUGGGAGGAGAUGGACGCUAAGAGUUUUCGAUGGGACGAGGAGUCGCCAAAAUUACUCCUCACCACUUAUAUGGUGCAGAAGUGUAUGUUGGAGAACGAUGACCACGCCCACCGGAACGACAACAGAGAUCGAGAGAUCCGGAUUUAG
Molecule: messenger RNA, 207 nt
Organism: Bursaphelenchus xylophilus (pine wood nematode)
Lineage: Eukaryota; Metazoa; Nematoda; Chromadorea; Rhabditida; Aphelenchoididae
Source: the annotation of a GenBank genome assembly